This is a messenger RNA of Rubroshorea leprosula, 2668 nucleotides long. The record is from the annotation of a GenBank genome assembly. NCBI's taxonomy places the organism in Eukaryota, Viridiplantae, Streptophyta, Magnoliopsida, Malvales, Dipterocarpaceae.
GGGGGAAAUUUAUCUAUUGAUCAUGAUACUCGCGCAAGCCCACCUCAAGCCCAUGAGAGCCCAAACAUGGCCCAUUGCAGCUCCGAUGCUCCUACAAAUGUUGCUGAAUCACCACUGUAGGGCAACCCAAUUUCUCAACAAUCCUCUAACUGUGCUCAAAAUAUGAAGAACCUAAAGCUUGUGACCGGGUUGCAUCGUGGGAUCAGAAAGAAGUCAGCAAGAAUAGGGAAGAGAGGUAAGAGAGAUGGCGACAGCCUUUCAAGUCUUUCUUUUUCUGAUAGCAUCACGGAGAAAAGAAUCCAACUUAAGGAUAUCAGUAUUGAAGACAUGGAUAUUAGACGUUUUGUGGAGUUUGGAAGACAGCUAGGGUUGUGCUUCGUGGGUAAUGAAGAAAUCUUUGCUUCCAAAUUUCGUGAGUUAGAAGAGCGUGAUAAGGGUGUUAAGAGAAAGGAAUUGAGGAAGAUAGUCAGUGGUGAACAUGUGAAUUUCUUGAUGAUCCAAGAAACAAAACUCGAGACAGUUGAUGAGAAUCUGUGUAGAUCAAUUUGGGGGCAAGAGGACUUUGAAUGGUAUGCGAAGAGUGCAGAUGGCAGAUCUGGUGGUCUUCUUUGUAUUUGGGAUUCUCACUUAUUUAAGAAAAUUGAUCUAUUUGAAGGAGACGGUUUCAUCAGUGUGGAGGGUCUGUGGGGGGCAAAUAAAACUAGUUGCUGCUUUUCAAAUGUUUAUGGCCCCUGCAAUGUUACGGGUCGUGCAAAGCUUUGGAAUGACAUUUCUGGCCAUAUUAGUUGUCGAACGUGCAUUUUCUGUAUUGGGGGAGACUUCAACUGUGUUAGAGGAGUGUAUGAAAGGAAAGGCAGAAUGAUUUCUCAUCCUAGUACUGAUGAUUUUAACCAGUUUAUCGAUACAAAUGGUUUGGUUGAUUUGCCGUUAUCAAAUAGGAAGUUCACUUGGUAUAAGAGUGAUGGGUCUGCCCAGAGUAGGCUCGAUAGAUUUCUUCUUUCUGAAAACUUUCAAGACGCUUGGGGUGACUGUGUCCAAAUAGCUUUCAAGAAAAGCAUAAGUGAUCAUUGCCCUGUUAGUCUUACCUCAAGCAAUGCCAAUUGGGGCCCUAGACCAUUUAAGUCGAUUGAUAGUUGGACUUCACAUCAUGAUUUUGGUAAAAUGAUACAGAGUUUGUGGAACUCUUUCCAAGUUGAGGGAUAUUGGGGUUUCAAAUGUAAAGAAAAGCUAAAGGCUCUUCGAAUGCACCUAAAGCAAUGGAACAAGGAUGUGUUUGGUAAUAUUGAUAGCCAACUAGAUGAAGCCCUAAAGAAUAUUGAGGCGAUUGACAUCAAAUGUGAAGGCCAGGAUAUUACAGAGGAUGAUAUGCUCAAAAGGAAGGAGGGAUUUGAAAACCUUUGGCAAUGUUUAAAGAAAAAAGAAAGGUUCGGAGACAAAUGGUGUGGGUGGAUUAAAGAGUGCUUAACUUCUGCAUCUGUUUCAAUUCUUGUUAAUGGGAGCCCCACGCAGGAAUUCAAAAUGCAAAAAGGGCUUAGGCAAGGUGACCCCCUUUUUCCUUACCUUUUUUUAAUAGCUGCUGAAGGUCUGCAUGCUCUUGUUCAUGAAGCUGAAAAGAAAAAUUUCCUUAUUGGUAUAGCUGUUUUUAGAGAUUUAUUUGUUUCCCACCUCCAAUUUGCUGAUGACACUAUUCUCCUUGGGGAAGCUUCUCUUAAGUCAAUCAGAGCAUUCAAGUUUAUCCUUAGAUGGUUUGAAAUUAUCUCAGGGCUUAAAAUAAACUUCAGCAAAAGUACCUUGUAUGGUAUUAAUAUUGAGGAGAAUUGGCUUAAUAUGGCUGCCUCUACCCUUAAUUCAAAGUGUGGGCACCUGCCCUUCCUUUACUUGGGACUCCCUGUUGGUGGCAACCCUCAUCAUCUCAGAUUCUGGAAACCAGUGGUUGAGAAGUUCCAGUCUAAGUUGGCAACCUGGAAAGGAAAGCUCUUAUCAUUUGGAGGGCGCAUCACACUCCUCACGUCGGUUGGUGAUGGCUCAAACACUAGAUUUUGGAAGGAUGCUUGGAUGUGCAGCUCUCCGUUGAUGUUUUCUUUCCCUCGCCUUUUUUGCCUUACAUUAAGCAAGGAUGCUUUGGUUGCCGAAUUGAAGCUGGGUAAUGCAGACGGGUGGGCUUAUCAGUGGCGCAGACUUCCCUUCGGUAGAGAAUUGGAUGAGCUUGAGAGGCUUGAAGAUUCCCUUCGAAAUGUUAUUUUAUCAGACGGAAGGCUUGACAAGUUCAUUUGGAAGCACUGCUCAACAGGUUAUUCCUCCAAGCAAACUUACAAAUUUCUUGAUGAUUUCCUUCCGUGCCUUGAUGAGAAAUGUUGCAAGGUGAUUUGGAAUCAGUUUAUGCCAUAAAAAAUUAGUGUUUUUGCAUGGCACCUCUUCUUGAAUAGACCACCCACUAAAGACAACCUCCUUAAUCGUGGUAUUGACCUUUUUUCCAACCCAAAAUGUGUUUUUUGUGGUGAUAGUGUGGAAGAUAUUAACCACAUCUUUGCAGUGUGUCGAUUUUCCCAAAACAUCUGGACUCGAUUAUGCUGCUGCUGGGGAACUACUUUUUCUCCCAUUGGUAACGCCUCCCUCCUCCUUUUGCAACUUUGUUCACUUAAGUCUGGCAUAAAAUCUCAAAGUUGUU